AAAACCCCCCUCCCCUCUCCUUCCAUCCCAUUGAAAGCAGCACAAAAAAAUGAGCACAGCAAGGUUCAUCAAGUGUGUCACCGUUGGCGACGGAGCAGUGGGAAAGACUUGCAUGCUCAUUUCCUAUACCAGUAACACUUUUCCCACGGAUUAUGUUCCGACAGUUUUUGACAACUUUAGUGCCAAUGUGGUGGUCGACGGCAGCACGGUGAACCUCGGGUUGUGGGACACUGCCGGGCAGGAAGAUUACAACAGGCUAAGACCUUUGAGUUACAGGGGAGCCGAUGUGUUUCUGCUGGCGUUUUCCCUGAUUAGCAAGGCCAGUUAUGAAAAUAUCCACAAGAAGUGGAUUCCCGAGCUAAGACAUUAUGCUCCUCAUGUCCCAAUUGUGCUUGUCGGAACCAAACUAGAUUUGCGAGAUGAAAAGCAGCUCUUGAGUGAUCAUCCAGGAGCAACAGCAAUAACAACAUCUCAAGGUGAGGAACUAAAGAAAAUGAUAGGAGCAGUUACCUACAUUGAAUGCAGCUCCAAAACCCAGCAGAAUGUGAAGGCUGUGUUCGAUACGGCAAUAAAGGUAGCUUUGAGGCCACCAAAACCAAAGAAAAAGUCUCACAAGAGAAGAUCAUGCCUUGUCCUUUGAAUUUCAAUCAGCAUUACACUCCAAUACUCGAUCGAAAACUGUCUGCAGAAACAAGUAUCAUCUGCUAUAUCAUUUUACCAUUGAU
This is a messenger RNA of Hibiscus syriacus, 725 nucleotides long. RefSeq names its product rac-like GTP-binding protein RAC9. The transcript has 7 exons. The coding region runs from base 50 to 640 and encodes 196 amino acids. Gene Ontology annotation, cellular component: cytoskeleton; plasma membrane; cytoplasmic vesicle. Gene Ontology annotation, molecular function: GTP binding; protein kinase binding; GTPase activity. NCBI's taxonomy places the organism in Eukaryota, Viridiplantae, Streptophyta, Magnoliopsida, Malvales, Malvaceae. Gene Ontology annotation, biological process: regulation of cell shape; actin filament organization; regulation of actin cytoskeleton organization. The record is from RefSeq and is a predicted model, not a curated record.